UAAUGGUUUCCAUCCCUGAAUACUAUGAAGGAAAGAAUGUCCUCCUGACAGGAGCUACUGGCUUCAUGGGAAAAGUGCUUCUGGAGAAGCUGCUCCGAUCUUGUCCUAAAGUGCAAGCAGUGUAUGUAUUGGUAAGAUGCAAAGCAGGGAUGACACCUGAAGCACGAAUAGAAGAAAUCACCAGCUGUAAGCUCUUUGACAGGUUGAGAGAAGAGCAGCCAGACUUCAAAGCAAAAAUAAUAGUAAUUACAAGUGAACUUACAAAGCCUGAUCUGGACCUUAGUGAACCAAUCAAGGAAAAACUUAUAGAAUGCAUUAAUAUUAUAUUUCAUUGUGCUGCUACAAUCAGAUUCAAUGAAACACUAAGAGAUGCUGUCCAGCUAAAUGUGACUGCCACACAACAGCUCCUCUACUUGGCACAGCAAAUGAAGAAUCUGGAAGUGUUCAUGCAUGUUUCGACUGCCUAUGCGUAUUGCAAUCAAAAACAGAUUGGGGAAGUAGUUUAUCCACCUCCUGUGGAUCCCAAGAAACUGAUUGAUUGUCUCGAGUGGAUGGAUGAUGGCCUAGUGAAUGAUAUCACUCCUAAACUGAUAGGUGACAGACCUAAUACUUACACAUUCACGAAAGCCUUAGCUGAAUAUGUAGUACAACAAGAAGGUGCAAAAUUAAACACAGCCAUUAUAAGGCCGUCUAUUGUUGGUGCUAGCUGGAAGGAGCCUUUUCCUGGAUGGAUUGAUAACUUCAAUGGACCUAGUGGUCUCAUCAUUGCUGCAGGAAAAGGAAUUCUUCGAACAAUAAGAGCUUCCAACGAUGCACUGGCAGAUCUUGUUCCAGUAGAUGUUGUUGUCAAUAUGACACUGGCUGCAGCCUGGUAUUCUGGAGUUAAUAGACCAAAUAAUGUCAUGGUAUAUAACUGUACAACAGGUGGUACCAAUCCUUUCCACUGGGGUGAAGUUGAAUACCAUGUCAUUUCUACUUUCAAGAGGAAUCCUCUGGAACAGGCCUUCAGACGGCCCAAUGUAAAUCUCACUUCCAAUCACCUUUUAUUUCAUUACUGGAUGGCUGUGAGCCACAAGGCACCAGCAUUCCUGUAUGACAUCUACCUCAGGAUCACUGGAAGAAGCCCAAGGAUGAUGAAAACAAUAACACGCCUUCAUAGGGCCAUGAUGUUGUUGGAAUACUUCACAAGCAAAUCUUGGAUCUGGAAUACUGAAAAUAUGACUAUGCUAAUGAACCAGCUAAACCCUCAAGACAAAAAGAUGUUUAAUUUUGAUGUUCGACAACUACACUGGGCAGAAUACAUGGAAAAUUACUGCAUGGGAACGAAGAAGUAUGUGCUGAAUGAAGAAAUGUCUGGCCUCCCAGCAGCUAGGAAACACUUGAAUAAGUUAAGGAAUAUACGCUAUGGCUUCAACACAGUCCUUGUGAUCCUGAUCUGGCGCAUCUUUAUUGCAAGGUCACAAAUGGCAAGAAAUAUCUGGUACUUUGUGGUUAGUCUGUGUUACAAGUUCCUCUCCUACUUCAGAGCCUCCAGUACUAUGAGAUACUGAAGAAGAGAAUUUGGCAUUAGGACAUCUAUGCAUAUGGUGGUCUAACUGCACAAAGCCUGUAACAUGUAGUCAUCUCACAUUUUGUAAAAGCAUAAUUUCAUCUUAAAUUGGACUGAAAAUUUAUUAUAUGGUAUAUGUAAUAUUAGUUGUGUAUCUUCCUGGAAACAGAAAAUAAAAUGGUCAAGUGCCAGGUUGAAUUGGCAUUAGAAAAAACAUUUAAAUAACUCUUUCAACUGGGGAAAACAUUUUAGACCACUGACCAACAUAACUGUGCAAUUUGGACCGUGUUUGAUUGAAAUCUGC
This is a messenger RNA of Chaetura pelagica (chimney swift), 1853 nucleotides long. It is a transcript of the gene FAR1, whose product is annotated as fatty acyl CoA reductase 1. The record is from RefSeq and is a predicted model, not a curated record. Gene Ontology annotation, molecular function: alcohol-forming very long-chain fatty acyl-CoA reductase (NADP+) activity. Bases 3 to 1550 code for a protein of 515 amino acids. Gene Ontology annotation, biological process: long-chain fatty-acyl-CoA metabolic process. The transcript has 11 exons. Lineage: Eukaryota; Metazoa; Chordata; Aves; Apodiformes; Apodidae. Gene Ontology annotation, cellular component: peroxisome.